GGUAUCCCCUCCCCUCACCUCCAGCAUCUGUUUGUUCACGAUGCUUUGUUCUUUCUGAAUCCUUCUCUCAGUAUCUGCCUCCAAGGUUCUCUCUCUCCCUUUACAGAGGGGGCUCCUUUUAUCCUCUCCUUCCCCUUGAACCCCUUCUUCAUCUUCGCCUGCCUACUCUCAAAAGAAGUCAUUCCUUCUUAAAGUCCAAUUCCUUCAAGAGCAACCUCUCUUUCAGAAGUUCCAACUCUGAGCACUCUAUCAACUUGACCUCCACGAUGCUCCUCUCUCUCUCCCUCCUUACCUUUGGCCUCUGCGCCUCUGCAGCAGUCGUCCCCCGCCAGACAACACCAUGCUCCUUCUCCAUGACCGCUGUCGGUCCUCCCAACGGCACCAUCGUGGAAGACACGAUCGGCGAGAAUCGCAUCGGCGGCACCUAUCCCCAAGGCGUCUACACCAUCUCUGCUCACAAUUUGACCGAUUCACUGGGUCACAAGUGUCUCAUCUACCCCUCAACUUCUCAAUUCCAAUGCACUCAGGGCACAAAUGGAGCGUCGAACUUCUCCCUCGCCGAUGAUGGAUCGCUGUUGUUUGACGGGAAAGCACAGUGGUGGGCUUGCCCUGCUACAGGCCCGGGCAACGAUGGAAGUUUUAACAUCUUCGCUGAUACGAAGGCUGAUACUACGGGUUGUCAAGCCGUUACUUUGAAGACUGGCGGAUUCUCCUGCGCAGCUCUUGGGUCAAGUACAAGCACAAGCGCAACUGCAACCAGCAGCUCAAGUCCCGCUCCCUCGAGCACCACCACCUCUUCAGUCUCAUGCCCAACGGACAUCUCCUCAGGGACCUUCCAAUUCCCGCAUUUGAUUAUCCCCACCUCCCCCAAAGCGCCCAACCACACCUUCGGCAACACCUACCAAGCCAGCAUCUCCCCUAUUAACACGACGCUCUUCAACUUCGACAUUCCCUCCACCGCGCCCUACGCAGUCGGCUCCAGCUGCGCGCUGCUCUUUCUCUUCCCCUACGCAUCCUCGCUCGCACCGUCCGCUGGGAAGUACUAUUUCUCGGGCGUGGAAGAAGAGGAGGGCGAGCACGGCGGACUGGAUUUCGCGCUCCUGCAAGGCAUCGCAACGUCAGCGACGACGUACGCAACGACACCCGGCGUGGCGCAGGAUUAUGGCAAGACGGAGAUUUUGCCGGGCAAUAAUUAUACGGUGGCGGUGUUUCCCUGUCAGAGCGGGAAGACGGUCACGUAUUCGGCGAGCAGCGUAGGGAAUGUGGAGUUGGAUUAUUUCCAAAAUAGUGCGCCGAGCCCAAUUGGGUUGUAUGUGGUACCAUGUGCGUGAUGAGGGAAGGUCUGGGUUGGGAUAUGAUGGGAUGGGAUUUGGACGGGGAAAGGAGGCUUUCCAUUUGGCCAAAAUGGACAUUUGGGCGUUGGGGCUUCUUGCAUGCGAAAAACAUCAUUUUGCUGCCUACGAUACAUAGAAGAU
This is a messenger RNA of Amorphotheca resinae ATCC 22711, 1475 nucleotides long. RefSeq lists its product as hypothetical. The record is from RefSeq and is a predicted model, not a curated record. Lineage: Eukaryota; Fungi; Ascomycota; Leotiomycetes; Helotiales; Amorphothecaceae. The coding region runs from base 267 to 1331 and encodes 354 amino acids. The transcript has 2 exons.